This is a messenger RNA of Ornithodoros turicata, 582 nucleotides long. RefSeq lists its product as uncharacterized. The coding region runs from base 1 to 582 and encodes 193 amino acids. The record is from RefSeq and is a predicted model, not a curated record. The transcript has a single exon. Lineage: Eukaryota; Metazoa; Arthropoda; Arachnida; Ixodida; Argasidae.
AUGAGAGGUAGGUCAAAGAGGAUAAAGCUCCCCAAGCUACAGCUACAGACCUUCCGUGGAGAUUUGGAUCGAUGGCUCCCUUUCUGGGAACAAUUCUGCGAACCGGUGCACGAAAACGACGAUCUCACAAAAAGUGAGAAAUUUCUAUACCUGCGGACGCUCUUGUCUGGACCACCCGCGGCCGCUAUAGCUGGUCUGCAAGCUUCGGAGGCGUGCUACGAGGACGCUGUCAAGAUACUGACCCGUCUAUCUGGGGACCGGAAAAGGAUCACCCAGGACCACCUUGCGAAGCUCCGGACCCUCCCAGCGGUGACGUCACCAAGUGAUGUCAGAGGACUUCGACGACUAUACGAUCACACGCAGGCUCAUAUCCGUGGUCUGCGAGCUCUGGGAGUUGCCAACUCAGCGUACGCUGCUUUGCUGGUGGACAUCCUUCUCAAGGCACUACCCAGCGACAUCACACUGGAGUACUAUCGCCGAUCAGCACGUGCAACAACAGCAGCCGCUGUUCAACAGGACAGUGCAUCGGGAGAUGGUCAACGAGAAGUACAGCACGAGACCUCUACACCGAAAAGGAGUUAG